GAUUUUGAACGGGGUACGUCUCCCAUAGUACGUUGCGUUUCCUCUUUCUUUACGGCGGCUGAGUUAAACUCAGAAAAAUGGUCCGCUACUCUUUGGAUCCAGAAAACCCCACUAAAUCUUGCAAAGCAAGGGGUUCCAACCUUCGUGUUCAUUUCAAGAACACACGAGAAACUGCACAAGCCAUCAAAGGCAUGCAUAUCCGUAAGGCCACCAAAUAUCUGAAGGAUGUUACUUUAAAGAAACAGUGUGUGCCUUUCCGCCGUUACAAUGGUGGUGUUGGACGCUGUGCUCAGGCUAAGCAGUGGGGCUGGACACAGGGUCGUUGGCCAAAAAAGAGUGCAGAGUUUCUGUUACACAUGCUUAAGAAUGCCGAGAGCAAUGCUGAACUUAAGGGUUUGGAUGUUGAUUCAUUGGUAAUUGAGCACAUCCAGGUGAACAAAGCUCCUAAAAUGCGCAGACGUACAUACCGUGCCCAUGGCCGAAUCAACCCCUACAUGAGCUCUCCCUGCCAUCUUGAAAUGAUCCUCACUGAAAAGGAACAGAUUGUUCCUAAACCAGAGGAAGAGGUUGCUCAGAAGAAAAAGGUUUCACAGAAGAAACUGAAAAAGCAGAAACUCAUGGCUCGGGAGUAAAUUUCACAUAUAUAAAUAAACACUUAAAAAUCGUU
This is a messenger RNA of Protopterus annectens (West African lungfish), 667 nucleotides long. It is a transcript of the gene RPL17, whose product is annotated as ribosomal protein L17. The transcript is spliced from 7 exons. Gene Ontology annotation, cellular component: cytosolic large ribosomal subunit; ribosome. Gene Ontology annotation, molecular function: structural constituent of ribosome. Gene Ontology annotation, biological process: cytoplasmic translation. The record is from RefSeq and is a predicted model, not a curated record. Lineage: Eukaryota; Metazoa; Chordata; Ceratodontiformes; Protopteridae. Bases 78 to 632 code for a protein of 184 amino acids.